AUGUCACCUGCGCCUCUGAGGCGUCACCAAACCGGAGUCUCAGAGGUCGGUAUAAAGCCUAGCCUCGAUUUCGUCUUGGUCCAUCUGGUUUACAAGCUCGGCUGCGAUGCGGCUGGGAGCAAGGCUCGAGGAUGGACGACCUCAAGUCUCAGCAUGCUCCUCUGCCCAGGCGUUCAGAGGUCGGGCAUUGUGUCAUUUUGA
Messenger RNA from Protopolystoma xenopodis, 201 nucleotides. The record is from the annotation of a GenBank genome assembly. NCBI's taxonomy places the organism in Eukaryota, Metazoa, Platyhelminthes, Monogenea, Polystomatidea, Polystomatidae.